This is a messenger RNA of Oldenlandia corymbosa var. corymbosa, 354 nucleotides long. The record is from the annotation of a GenBank genome assembly. NCBI's taxonomy places the organism in Eukaryota, Viridiplantae, Streptophyta, Magnoliopsida, Gentianales, Rubiaceae.
AUGUACAAUUUCAACAUCACUAAUAAGCUCCCAAACAAUUCGACCCCUUUAGGAGUUGACUGCCAUACGGCCGGAGAAGACCUCGGAAAGAAGCUUCUCUACGCGACCGAAAAUUUCCAUUGGGAGUUCAUGAUGUUCUCUUGGCAAUCCCUAGCGUACUUUUGUGACUUUUGGUGGCUUGAGAAGAAGAAGAGCUUGCUAGUUUUCCACCAUGAUGUGGCUUUCAAGUAUUGCAUCAACAGUGGUUUCUUUGGUUUUGUAAAUGAGUGCCGUUGGUAUGUAAAAGAGGAUGGUUUUUAUGUUGAUACUGGAAUCAUCAUAAAUGGACUCCCUGAAAAAAUUGCAAGUUGGUGA